AUGGGUGUUCAGACCCCAUCCACCCUCCUGAAGCUGGCAAGGAAGGCUCUACUGAGAGAUGAGGCUUUGGCCAUUUCUGCUAUAGAGGAGCUGCCUAGGGAACUCUUCCCAGAAUUGUUCAAAGAGGCCUUUGCUGGCAGGCACACCAAGCUCAUUAAGUCAAUGGUGGGAGCCUGGCCAUUCCCCUAUCUCCCUGUGGGGGCAUUGAUGACAACCCCCAACAUGGAAACCUUCCAGGCUGUGCUAGAUGGAGUAGACAUGCGACUGAAAAGAACAUUUCACCCCAGGAGGCCAAAACUUCAGAUUCUUGACCUGAGGAAUGUGCACCAUGCUUUCUGGCACAUAUGGGAUGGUGAAGAGGAGUGUGAGUACUCUACAGAGACAGUGGAUAAGAAGGAAGUAGUGAACAUCUACAGACCUGUUCUGAGGGAGGACCCUCUCCAUCACUUACUACCAAAUGUCACAGUCAGACUUGGAUUCUUUUUCCUCCUGUCAGAGGCUCUGUCAGCUCAAACAUCUGGACAUGAGAGGCAUAAUAUUAUUGAACUUGGAUAUUACGCCUCUCCGAGUUCUUCUAGAAAAUGUGGCAGACACUUUGCAGUCACUGGACUUAAAGGGUUGCUUGGCUCCUCCUCAGCUCCCGGAAUAACUAGGUCCCAUGGCCGGAAUAAGUGGCGCCCAACGUGGGGCUCAAGGUGUCUAAUGUUGCUCUUGGAGACCCUCUCCAUUGCUCACUACCAUUUUUCGCAUUUAGGUUUCCAUUCCUUCUCCUUCAGGCUGAACCUCUUUCUCCUAACACAUCUGGACAUGAGAGUUUUGAUCUUAUAUGCUUUGGAUCUUACUCCUCUCAGAGGUCUUCUAGAGAAAGUGGCAGACAGUCUUGAGACUCUGGAUUUGAAGGGAUGUAGGAUGAAGGACUCUCAGCUCAAUGCCCUCCUACUUGCACUUAGACAAUGCUCUCAUCUCUUCAAUGUCAACUUCUACAACAAUCACUUCUCAAUGCCUAUCCUGAAGAAACUUUUGCUGCACCAAGCCAGUUGUAGCAGCAUGAAUGUGGAACAAUAUCCUGCCCCCUAG
Molecule: messenger RNA, 1077 nt
Organism: Apodemus sylvaticus (European woodmouse)
Lineage: Eukaryota; Metazoa; Chordata; Mammalia; Rodentia; Muridae
Product: PRAME family member 10-like
Exons: 5
Coding region: 1-1077 (358 amino acids)
Cellular component (GO): cytoplasm
Source: RefSeq, a predicted model, not a curated record